CGACACACCCGUUCACUGAACGUUAGGGGUAUUUUUUUUCUCCUGUUACUAGUUUGUUUAUGACGCUGCUCAUUGACUCCGUUAGCUUUACUGCUGAUCAGGAGGUUAUUGUUUCUAAAGGACAUUUUUUUAACCGUCUUUUUUUAUUAUUCUGUGCUGUGAACAAGCCCGGUUUUACGAGGUGGAAGACAGUCAACAUAGAACCACAGAUUUACAUUCGUUAGCCUGGCGUUGGCUAGCAUAUUUGUAACGUAAUGACAUGACGUUGGAUAAGAAAGUCGUUUUUCACGACGCUUGGGCUAAAUUACACGGUUAAUUUAAACAAGACUGUGUAAAGCGAGGACAGUGCACAUGUAAGAUAGUGAAGAGAACCGCAGGUUAGGCUUUGACACAGCUGUCUAACUUGGACUAGCUGCUGAGCUAAACUGUUAGCAUGGCUUCAGAUACAAGCGACACCGAGGAGUUCUAUGAUGCUCCAGAGGACGUUAAUUUCACCCCAUCUCCAAAAGUGCAACCUGUGAAGUUUAUCUGUCCGUCACCUCAGGUAUCUCAGAGUUCAGAUGCUGUGCAGGAUGUGAGCUGUGCCGCCCUUGAGACUCAGCAAGAUGAUUCUCUGCAGAUCAUUGAUAGCAUCAUUGAGGAGAGUCAAAAGGGAAGUGUUGAGGAUGUUGGCGAGGUGGUUCAGUUGUUAGACGAGCUGCACGUUGAUGUACGAGCAGGGUCAAAGGAAGAGCCGACUGCUGAGGUAGUUCCAGUGGAGCAACCAGUGCGAGCUGUCGGACCUGAACUUGUCGAGGGGCAGGAACAAGAGGAAAGCGGAGCAACAAACGACGCUAACUCUUCACCUGAUCCUGAACCUUCAGAUCUUCCAGGACCGUCAGCUGUAUCGCAGGAACGUGUGCAGCCUCCAGAUCUCACCAGCACCAUAGGACAGAGCCAGCCAUGUGCUGCUGCAGCUGCAGGAGGUGACCAGGAGCCGAGACCUGCAGAUAUCCUAGACCAGGUUCCCUUGACUGACAGUCUGGCUGAUAUAGACUCUCACGGGCCCAUGAAACCCCCACGACAAUUUGCAGUAGAACCAGAUAUUGUAGCCAGCACAAAGAAGCCGCCUCCCUCUCGCCCACCCCCUCCUGUUGGGGGUCCUCCACCAAGACCACCUCCACCAGCUAGGAACAGCUUUUCCUUCAAGAAGUCUCAGGAGACUCUGAGGCCUAGUGGACUAGAAGUGGGUUCAGUCAGCUGUGAUUCUCUGGAUCCGUCGGGCCUGGUGUCUCCGUGCAGCACAGUAAGAAGUUUAACAAAAGAUCUUCAGCAUUCCUUGGAUCUGGCCAGCGCCACAAGUGGGGACAAGGUGGUGACGGCUCAGGAAAAUGAGGGUGAACAGGCUUCGACUCAGAGCGGAGGACAAACUCCUGGUCCUCAGCGUCCACGCUCCAACUCUGGUAGAGAACUAACAGAUGAAGAAAUCCUGGCCAGCGUGAUGAUCAAGAAUUUAGACACGGGCGAAGAGAUACCUUUGAUUCAGGCAGAGGAGAAACUUCCUGCUGGGAUCAACCCUCUCACGCUGCACAUCAUGAGGAGGACCAAGGAGUACAUUACGAACGAUGCGGCGCAGUCGGAUGACGACGACAAGCCUCAGGCCGCCCUGUCAGACACAGACGGUGGAAAACUGAAGCAGAAAACAACGCAGCUGAAAAAAUUCCUGGGCAAGUCCGUGAAGAAGGCCAAACACCUCGCCGAGGAGUACGGAGAGAAGGCGGUCAAUAAAGUGAAAAGUGUGCGGGACGAAGUUAAAAUGUUCCACACAGAUCAGGACGACCCUUCAUCCAGUGACGAUGAAGGCAUGCCUUACACCAGACCUGUCAAAUUUAAGGCGGCUCACAGCUUCAAAGGUCCCUUUGACUUCGAUCAGAUCAAGGUUGUGCAGGACCUGAGUGGAGAGCACAUGGGCGCUGUUUGGACAAUGAAGUUCUCUCACUGCGGGCGGCUGCUGGCAACGGCAGGUCAAGAUAACAUUGUUCGCAUCUGGGUCCUGAAGACGGCCUUUGAUUACUUCAAUAAUAUGAGGAUAAAGUACAACACGGAAGGUCGAGUUUCACCUUCUCCCUCUCAGGAAAGUUUAUGCUCCUCUAAAUCUGACACUGAUCCUGGGAUGAGUUGUCUUCCAGAGGACCCAGACACCGAAGACAGAAAUGCUCCGUUCCGUCAGGUUCCCUUCUGCAAGUACAAAGGUCACACAGCUGACCUGUUGGACUUGUCCUGGUCCAAGAACUUCUUCCUGCUCUCCUCCUCCAUGGAUAAAACGGUUCGGUUAUGGCACAUAUCCCGGAGAGAGUGUCUCUGCUGCUUUCAACACAUCGAUUUCGUCACAGCCAUCGCUUUCCACCCCAGAGACGAUCGAUACUUUUUAAGCGGUUCUCUGGAUGGAAAACUCCGACUUUGGAACAUUCCAGACAAGAAGGUGGCGCUGUGGAACGAGGUGGACGGUCAAACCCGACUCAUUACUGCAGCCAACUUCUGCCAAAAUGGGAAGUACGCCGUCAUUGGCACGUACGACGGCCGCUGCAUCUUUUAUGACACCGAGCGACUGAAAUACCACACUCAGAUACAUGUGAGGUCCACCAGAGGCCGGAACAAAGUCGGACGUAAAAUAACUGGAAUAGAGCCUCUGCCGGGUGAAAGUAAGAUUUUGGUGACCUCAAACGAUUCUCGCAUUCGCCUGUAUGACUUGAGGGACUUGUCUCUGUCCAUGAAGUACAAAGGUUACGUCAACAGCAGCAGCCAGAUUAAAGCCAGCUUCAGCCACGACUACUCCUUCAUCGUCAGCGGCUCCGAGGAUAAAUAUGUUUACAUCUGGAGCACCUACCACGAUCUUAGCAAAUUCACUUCCGUAAGACGAGACCGCAACGACUUCUGGGAAGGAAUCAAAGCACACAACGCAGUGGUCACCUCGGCCGUCUUUGCGCCUCAUCCGGCCCUCAUCGUUCCACAAGAAACGGCAGAGAAACCGGAAGCGGACCGCAAGAGCCUGGAUUCCACAGACUCCGAAACGAUACCGUCAGGAGCUCUAAAAACAGACCACACAGAGGUUCUUCUCUCUGCUGACUUCACUGGAGCCAUCAAAGUUUUCAUCAACGUCAAAAAGUACUGAACACUUCACAUGCAGGGCAGAUCAGUCCAAAAGAUGGAGGACAGCCUGUCUGGGGUCCAAGUUUUCCUACUUAGUGAUCGGAACCUUGAAAACAUGGGAGGAAUAGACUAGAAAACAAACAAGGUGAGGUUCCUCGUCAUAUUUCUUAUUUUUCCUACCAGACAAAUGUGAAGGGUUUUGCAAUUAGAGGCUAAAUAAAAGGGUUGGAGCAGAUUAUGAUUUUGUUCAGAUGUGUAAAUGUAAAGAUUUAUUAAACAG
This is a messenger RNA of Nematolebias whitei (Rio pearlfish), 3409 nucleotides long. RefSeq names its product WD repeat domain 44 (gene wdr44). The record is from RefSeq and is a predicted model, not a curated record. The transcript is spliced from 20 exons. Lineage: Eukaryota; Metazoa; Chordata; Actinopteri; Cyprinodontiformes; Rivulidae. Bases 434 to 3151 code for a protein of 905 amino acids. Gene Ontology annotation, molecular function: protein binding.